CGUCACUACUACACUUGCUAUUCAAAACAUGGGUUUCUUGUGUCUUAUCCUUGUGGUAACCAUCACAACCUCCUUAGCAUUUCCGAUCAACCACCAAAACUACUUGGUAUUGCCUCAUUCCCUUCAAGGCUCCGGCGCAUGCUUAAGCUGGCGGGUGGGCGUCGAGGCAAACAACAUCCGCGCUUGGACCCAAGUUCCCACAAAAUGCGUAGACUAUAUAGGCAGUUACAUGACCGGAUCACAGUACCGUCAGGACUGUAAUCUUGUAUGUAACGAAGCCUAUAACUACGCGAAACGCCUUAACCUUACCAAUGACGGCAAGGACGUUUGGGUUUUCGACGUAGAUGAUACCAUACUCUCCAAUAUCCCUUAUUUCAGUGCCGAAAACAAUUGGCAGGGGGUGAUUAAUACGACGUCGUUUGCUGAAUGGGCCGAGAAAGGAGAGGCUCCCGCGAUACCAGCGGCUCUAAAAUUGUACAAAAAACUUAUAAAGCUGGGAUUUAAGAUUGUGUUUCUCACUGGAAUGUAUGAACAAUACACGGAUAUUCGUAUCGAAAAUCUUAAGGCAACUGGUUAUACUGAAUGGGAGAAGCUCAUCCUAAGGGGAGACAAUGAUGAAGCUAGUGCAGUGGAGUACAAAUCAAGCAUAAGAAAAGAGUUGGAAGAGGGUGGAUACAGAAUUAGAGGUAACAUGGGUGAUCAAUGGAGUGAUUUGGUCGGUACCAACACCGGAGAUCGUACCUUUAAGAUGCCCAAUCCUUUGUACUACGUCCCUUAGUUCACAUGAUGACAUCUUCAUUGAAUAAUUGGUGCUUCAAGUUUCUAGUUGGUGUGAGUGAGUGAGUUUGUAUGUAUAAAUAAGACUUGUUCAAAGUCAAGAGUAAACUAAGCUUAGUUUAUGUAGUGUAUGUAGAUUGUAGAAGCACUUUUAUGUAGUAUUUAAGAAGCACUUGUUAUGUUUUAUCAUUA
Molecule: messenger RNA, 969 nt
Organism: Helianthus annuus (common sunflower)
Lineage: Eukaryota; Viridiplantae; Streptophyta; Magnoliopsida; Asterales; Asteraceae
Product: acid phosphatase 1
Exons: 3
Coding region: 29-778 (249 amino acids)
Molecular function (GO): acid phosphatase activity
Source: RefSeq, a predicted model, not a curated record